Molecule: messenger RNA, 1847 nt
Organism: Rosa rugosa (rugosa rose)
Lineage: Eukaryota; Viridiplantae; Streptophyta; Magnoliopsida; Rosales; Rosaceae
Product: factor of DNA methylation 1-like
Exons: 7
Coding region: 127-1530 (467 amino acids)
Biological process (GO): gene silencing by siRNA-directed DNA methylation
Source: RefSeq, a predicted model, not a curated record
GUUCAACAUGAGAGUGAUGAGAGUCUCCCUUAUCUUCAGGCACCAUGUUUGGCUGAUUUGAAGAGAUAGGAUCAUAUGAAUAUCUUCAUUAGAUUGUUUAAUCAUUACUGAUUUCAGGAUAUCAAAAUGUCUCACAGAUCAGAAGAAAUGGAUAUCGGAAAACUGCAACAAAAUGCUCGUGACCAUCUUGAAAAGGCCUUCUUGGAGCAAGGCAAAGCCUUUUUAAAAUCUGAAGGGCAAAAGAAUGAUCUUGAGAAAAAGCUUGAACAGAACGAGGCUCAAAAGAACGAUCUGCAGAAAAAGCUUGAGCAGAAUGAACUUGCCAAAAAAGAGCUUCAGCAGAAGACUGAAGAUGAACAGAUGUGGGCGGGCAUGUAUUUUAUUGUUAGGGAAGAGCAGAAGCAGAGUGAAACUCAGAUGAAAGAGAUUCAGAAAAAGCUUGAGCAGAGUGAAUCCCAGAAGAGAAAGCUUGAGAAGAUUGAAGAAGCUCAAAAGAACGAACUUAAGAAGGCACUUGAGCAAAGUGAACUUGCCAAAAAAGAGCUUCAGCAGAAGACUGAAGAUGAACAGAUGUGGGCGGGCAUGUAUUUUGUGGUUAGGGAAGAGCAGAAGCAGAGUGAAAAUCAGAUGAAAGAGAUUCAGAAAAAGCUUGAGCAGAGUGAAUCCCAGAAGAGAAAGCUUGAGAAGAUUGAAGAAGCUCAAAAGAACGAACUUAAGAAGGCACUUGAGCAGAUUGAAGCUCAAAAGAACGAUUUUGAGCAGCGCGAGAUGAAAUUAAAACAAGUGCAGGAGCGGGUUAAUAUUGAGCAGAGGAAGGCUAAUGAAAAUUUGUUAAAAGAAAAGAAUGAAAAUGAGGAGCUCCCGAACAAGAUCACUGAGUUGGAGGAUCGUAAGAAUCAAGUUCAGGAUGAGGAGGAUUUAGAUGAUGAGUCUGAGGACGAGCAUGAAGAGAUGGGUGAAAUUCGAGAAAAGUUAAAGGAGAAAGAAGAAGAGCUGGCCAAUGUUGAAGCUCUAAACAACACACUUAUUGUUAAGGAGCUUAAAAGCAACACUGAACUGCAGGAGGCUCGUAGAGAGAUAAUCAGAGGAUGGGAAUCAGCAAGUCGUGCUUUUAUUGGUGUCAAGAGAAUGGGAGAGCUUGACAGCAAACCAUUUCAGACUGCAUGCAAGAGAAAAUAUAAUACAGAAGAAGCAGAUGACCAGGCAGCAGCACUAUGUUCUCUAUGGGAGGAUUAUAUUAAGGAUUCAAGCUGGCAUCCAUUCAAAACUAGCAAGGAUUCCUUUGGACAUUGUAAGGAGAUUAUUGAUGAAGAAGAUGAAAAAUUGAAAAAGUUAAAGAACGAGUUUGGUGCUGAAGUUCAUCUGGCUGUGUCAACUGCUUUGCUGGAAUUGAAUGAGUAUAAUCCCAGUGGUAGGUAUGCACUUAAAGAACUAUGGAACUUUAAUCAUGAUAGAAGGGCAUCAUUAAAAGAGGGAAUAUUGCAUCUCCUGAAGCAGUUGAAACUGCAAAAGAGGAGAAGAACCUCAUGAAGGUUCUGACCACAUCCUGUUGUCCAAAAUUUCAGAGUAGGGGAUUGUCUCGAGAGUGAUGGCGCUCAAGGGAAUCGAGAAGCUGCUAUACUUUCCUGCUAGGAAGCUUUUGAAGUUGCCCUGCCGAGCCUGUUUCGUAUGUGAAAAUCAAGUCGUUUCUGUGUAGUUUUGUAGUCCAACUUACAUAGUUAGGAAACAAUCAUUAUGUAGAACUAAGAUUUGGAUAGUUCCAUGUCAAUUCCAAGUUCCCAACACGUUUGUUCACCCUGACUUAAAUGACUUCGUCUUAAAUCUAUGGUCAAGUUUAGUUGGACUGA